UUUCGAAAGGCAUUCCCGGAAGUCCAGCCUGUCUAUUAGCAGGGUAGCUAGCUUGAUGCUAGUGUGAAUAGCUCACGAUUACUUCUGAAGGACGGAAAGAAACGUAGUCACUGCUCGGAACACUUUUCCAUCUUUUCCACCGUCUCGGCGCGAUAAGACUAUAUUAGCAGUAGACAGUUGGUCAAACAAAAAAGCCUUUGGUCAUGUCGGGACAGAGGAAAGGAGCAGCAGCACGGCUGCUUAAAUGUGCCUUCUGCAGAGCCAACCGGGACAAGGAGUGCGGGCAGCUGCUAGUGUCUGACAGCCAGAAGGUGGCGGCCCACCAUAAGUGCAUGCUUUUCUCCUCGGCCCUGGUCACAUCCCACUCAGACAGCGACAACAUUGGAGGAUUUUCAAUUGAGGAUGUGAAAAAGGAGAUCAAGAGGGGGAAUAAAUUGAUGUGUACUUUAUGUCACCGGGCGGGUGCUACUAUCGGCUGUGAUGUGAAGACGUGCCGGAGGACGUAUCACUAUUACUGCGCUCUGAAGGACAAAGCCCAGAUCAAAGAGAAUCCCUCCCAAGGGAUUUACCUUGUUUACUGUCGCAAACACCGGGAUGCCUCUCAGGUUGGCAUUCAAGAUGAAGAGGGCGCUGUGGCCAGUGAUUCAGACUCCUCGCCGCCACAAAGUAGGGGCAGAGGAAGGUUCGAGAAGGGAAGGGCCAAGGUCGGAGCUCGUGGCCAAUCAGAAGACACCCGCUCCACUUCCUCACAGGCUGUAGACGAGGAGAGUUCCUCCCAUCGGGACAGGUCACCUCUUCGGGCCAGCCCGGCCGACAGCGGCCAGCGCUGUGGCUUCUGUCAUGCUGGUGAGGAAGAGAAUGAAACGAGAGGCAUGCUUCACACCGACAACUCCAAGAAAGUGGCGGCACACUACAGGUGCAUGCUUUUUUCAUCGGGGACGGUGCAGCUGACCACUACGUCACGGGCUGAAUUUGGAAACUUCGACGUAAAAACAGUCAUCCAGGAAAUCAAGAGAGGGAAAAGAAUGAAAUGCACACUCUGCACUCAGUUGGGUGCUACGAUUGGGUGUGAAAUCAAAGCGUGUGUGAAGACCUACCACUAUCACUGCGGCCUGCAGGACAAAGCCAAGUACAUUGAAAACAUGGCGCGUGGCAUCUACAAGCUAUACUGUAAGAAUCACAGUGGCAACGAGGAGAGGGAUGAAGAAGAUGAGGAACGUGAGAAUCGCAGUAGACUGAGGGCGGCGAACAACCUUGAAGGAACAGCUGUAACGCAAGUGAAUGGCAACUAGGUAUGCCUGUGGGAUGAAAACAGAAGAACGCUAAGACGAGGGAGACAUAUUUUUUAUAAUAAAUCUUAGCCUACUCACAAAGUGGUGGUCCACAAGCCCCCCACAAGUCCUUCACAUGUUUUUGUUUUUUUUCUCCAGUAAAUGGACAUGAUGUCCCAAUGUGCAACAGAUGUCUUCUUCAUGUGAAACCCUGUUUUGAGUUGACUGGAUGAGCUUUUCAAAGACUGGUGGUUCUCCGUAGAGCACUGGACCGCUGCAGGAUCAUAGAAAGCCAUGGCUAAUCUUACCCAAGACUCAGCAAUGGGCUCACAUUUCAAAAAGAUGUAUUAUUUCUGCGAAUAAGAGCCGAUGGACUGAUUUUCUGAUUGUCACUCGCUGCCCCUGUCCCCGCAGAUUACAUGACACACACUUGCUAAAAAGGAUGCAUUCUUGCUUUUCCUUUGCUUCUAAAGGACUCCCUUUUAAGAGGGGUCUGUUUGUUACUAGUCUCUCUAUCAAGUUGUGCAGUUUGAUUACCCUGUUUCUGUACUCAUGUCUUAAGAAUACUCUUUUCAUGUAAGCCUUUCUUUCUUGAUAUGUAAUAUUUUGCUACUGUAUUAUCAUCAUGGAUAAUUUUUUACUCUCUGGACAGUCCCAAUUACAAGUUUUGCCAGCAUGCUCUUGGAUUUUCCCACUGUUCAAGGUGGCAUUUUUUUAUUUAGCUACUAAAGGGCAAAGUAGAGCUCUUUAGAGGUGUUGGCUUGACUUUGUUUUGAUUUACUGUUGUAUCUCUACAAAUGUAUCCAUGAAUGAUUGGAAAUAGAAAAUAUUUUAUUUUACACAUUUA
Messenger RNA from Etheostoma cragini (Arkansas darter), 2118 nucleotides. RefSeq names its product PHD finger protein 6 (gene phf6). The transcript has 11 exons. Lineage: Eukaryota; Metazoa; Chordata; Actinopteri; Perciformes; Percidae. The coding region runs from base 204 to 1292 and encodes 362 amino acids. Gene Ontology annotation, cellular component: nucleus. The record is from RefSeq and is a predicted model, not a curated record.